Messenger RNA from Salvelinus sp. IW2-2015, 1967 nucleotides. RefSeq names its product protein YIF1B. Gene Ontology annotation, biological process: endoplasmic reticulum to Golgi vesicle-mediated transport. The record is from RefSeq and is a predicted model, not a curated record. NCBI's taxonomy places the organism in Eukaryota, Metazoa, Chordata, Actinopteri, Salmoniformes, Salmonidae. Gene Ontology annotation, cellular component: endoplasmic reticulum membrane; Golgi membrane; endoplasmic reticulum-Golgi intermediate compartment.
AUUCUAUCAUUGGCCAGUUGACACAUGGGUGUGGCUGUGUACAAAUUUUGUAGGAAGCAUAUUGAAUGGUUUCAUAUCAGCGUUUUUAUAGACGAUAUCCGAAACUACCUGUAAUAAUUGAUGGACAUGGAUUACACAGCAACCCAAAGUGUGUUCAGACAGCGUAAGUUAACGUACGUUGGUCAAACUAUUGAUCCCGAAAUGAGGAACACGUCAAUGGAUGGGACAGACCCCAGCCAGCUGUUUGAUGACACCAGUGCAGCGCCGGGUGUGCAGCCCACUGGGUUCCAGGGCCAGGGUGUUGGGGCGAUGGGUCACCCCGGCCGGACCCUCCUCUCAGACCCUAUGUCCAACUUGGCCAUGGCUUACGGGAGCAGCCUGGCCAGCCAGGGCAAGGACUUGGUGGACAAAAAUCUGGAUCGUUUCCUCCCCAUCUCUAAGCUGAAAUAUUACUUUGCUGUGGACACAGUUUAUGUGGGCAAGAAACUCGGCCUGCUAGUCUUCCCCUACAUGCACCAGAACUGGGAAGUGAGCUACCAACAGGACACCCCAGUGGCUCCACGCUUUGAUAUCAACGCUCCUGACUUGUACAUUCCAGCAAUGGGUUUUAUCACAUACAUCCUGGUGGCUGGGUUAGCGCUCGGAACACAGAACAGGUUUACCCCUGAGAUCCUAGGCAUGCAGGCCAGCUCAGCCCUGGUGUGGCUCAUCAUGGAGGUGCUGGUUGUCCUCCUCAGUCUCUACCUGGUCACAGUCAACACAGACCUCACCACCAUCGAUCUUGUGGCCUUCUCUGGAUACAAAUAUGUGGGGAUGAUUGUAGGGGUCGUGGCAGGGUUACUAUUUGGUCGAACGGGAUAUUACCUAACGUUGCUGUGGUGCUGUAUAUCCAUCUUCGUCUUCAUGAUCCGCACGUUGAGACUAAAGCUCCUGUCUGAGGCAGCAGCCCAAGGCGUGUUGGUUCACGGGGCCAGGAACCAGCUGAGGAUGUACCUGACCAUGUCCAUCGCAGCCGCCCAGCCCAUAUUCAUGUACUGGUUGACCUAUCACCUGGUCAGGUAAGACCACGAGCUGACCAGGAGUGUUUCAUCUGACAAGACCCUACCUCUCUAUGGAAAGAUAAGACUGUUCACUGACCAUCAUCUCUCCCCACCAUUCGCUGCAGAGGUGUGGGACACAUGCAUGGAUAAAUAAAACCACACACAAAUGGCAUUGUAGAAUUAGCAUUGCCAAGUCUCACAGUACAAGUGUGACAGUAGUGUUGACCUGUCUUUUGUAUUGUUUUUUUAUGUAAUUGUCUAAGAAGGAUGAUUGACUGGCUUGCCAUGUUUUGUAUACUGUAAUUAGUUAGUUAUGUUUUCUAAGUAUUUGUGAACAUAUGGUUGUAUAUUAGCAAUCUAGCUGGGUCCUCAAUCGCAAAAGCUUUGACUGAGCCAAGGAUGGAAGCACAGUUAAGGCAAAAUCAUAGCCUACGUAAGUAGGCAACGCAAGAACGAUAUUAGCUACGUAAAAUGGCUGUCCUGCAGAAUUGCAUUGCAGAAUUUACAGCCCAAAAUGUGUAAUUUGUCACAACUACGCAGGGAAGCCAUUUCAUGUGGCUAAUGUGUUCUUGCAUCACAUACUUACGUUGACUAAAAGGCUUUAACAUAAUUUGCCUGCGCCGUCCAGUGAGCACAAAAAAAGCGCUCUUAAUGUCCUUAAUCAUAGGACGAUGUAUGUAAACAGAUUUGUGGAUGUGUGUUUGUAAAUACAAAAAAGGCUUUUUGUACAUGUCUGGUGUCUUGAUGCCACGAACUGAAGCCUAAUCAAAGGCUUUCUAUCAUGUAACAAAGUCAUUAAGUGAUCUUAAAUUACAGCUGAUGCUUUUUUAAACAAGCUUGACAAAAAUACAUGAGCAUAUGACACUGUAAUUGAUUUUCAGGUUUCAAACUGGAAAAAUAUUUAAUGGUUUAGAUGUUCAAUUACUA